Molecule: messenger RNA, 1600 nt
Organism: Drosophila serrata
Lineage: Eukaryota; Metazoa; Arthropoda; Insecta; Diptera; Drosophilidae
Gene: Fum3
Product: Fumarase 3
Biological process (GO): malate metabolic process; tricarboxylic acid cycle; fumarate metabolic process
Cellular component (GO): mitochondrion
Molecular function (GO): fumarate hydratase activity
Source: RefSeq, a predicted model, not a curated record
UUCACAAGGCUGGAACUCUUGUUGUUUUCUGUCAAAUAUUUAUGUGUUCUUGCUAGACAUUCGAGUAUAUUUUGUUUCUUAAGUAGAAAGUAGAAAAGCUUGAGAAUAAUACAAUGAAUAACUGCAAAAAGGGCGAGAUGCGCCAGGAGUCCGACAGCCUGGGACCCAUGGAGGUGCCCAUGGAUCGUUACUAUGGCGCUCAGACGAUGCGUUGUGUUCUCAACUUUCGCAUUGGUGGCGAUGAGGAGCGCAUGCCGCGCCAGAUCAUCCAGGCCAUGGGGAUUUUAAAGAAGGCAGCUGCCGAAACCAAUCAGGAGUUUGGAUUGGACCCCAAGCUGAGCACAGCCAUCUCCAAUGCCGCCGAUGACGUGAUCUCUGGGAGGCUCUACGACGAGGGUCACUUCCCACUGCCCAUCUGGCAGUCUGGAUGUGGGACGCAGAGCAACAUGAACACCAAUGAGGUGAUUGGUAACCGGGCCAUUGAGGGGCUAGGUGGCAGGAUUGGCUCCAAGGAUCCGAUUCAUCCCAACGACCAUGUGAACAUGUCUCAGAGCUCCAACGAUACCUUUCCCUCGGCCAUUCACAUCGCUGUAGCCACUGCCUUGACCAAGGAGCUGCGUCCGGCGGUCACCGCUCUGCGAGACGCUUUGCAGACAAAGUCAAAAGAGUGGAAAGAAAUCAUUAAGAUUGGACGCACGCACGCCCAGGACUCAGUGCCAAUGACGCUGGGCCAGGAGUUUAGUGGCUAUGCCCAGCAGAUGACCUAUGGGUUGGCACGAAUCGAGGCGGUGCUGCCACGGAUCUACAUGUUGGCCCUGGGCGGCACUGCCGUCGGAACGGGAUUGAAUUCACGCCGGGGAUUCCCCGAGAAAUGCAUCAGACGAAUCGCCCAGCUCACAUGCCUGCCCUUUGAGGUGGCACCCAAUUUCUUUGAGGCGCUGGGCAGUCGCGAUGCCCUGGUGGAGGUGCACGGAGCCCUCAACGUUCUGGCCGUCAGUCUGAUGAAGAUGGCCAACGAUAUACGACUCAUGGGAUCUGGACCGCGCUGCGGCUUGGGAGAACUCUACCUGCCGGAGAACGAGCCGGGCAGCUCGAUAAUGCCCGGCAAGGUUAAUCCCACACAGUGCGAGGCCUUGACCAUGAUCUGUGCCCAGGUAAUGGGCAAUCAUGUGGCCGUUUCCGUAGGCGGUGCCAGCGGGAAUUUUGAGCUGAACGUCUUUGCGACGAUGAUUGUAUCAAAUGUGCUGCGUUCCAUUACGCUGCUCGCGGACGGAUGCCGCAGCUUCAAUUGUAACUGUGUCAAGGGCAUCAAGCCCAACAAGGAAAAGCUGACCAAGAACGUUAAUGAGUCGCUGGUGCUGGCGACUGCCCUCUGUCCGAAUAUUGGCCAUGAUAAGACGGUCCAAAUUGCUAAAGCGGCUCUCCAGAAUGGAACCACGGUGAAGGAAGAGGCCUUAAAGGCCGAAAUUUGCGAAAAGGAUUACAACGAAUGGGUGCGCGUCGAGAAGAUGCUGGGACCCCACUGAUCUUCUUAGCAAUGGUCUCCGUUUCAUUUGUUUCAUAUUCCCCACUUAAUUAUAAAUUUCAUGUCAGAGCUACA